UGUGGGUGGGUCUGUGUCUGGGUCUGUGUCUGGGUGUUUGGAGGAGGGGGGGGGGAUCCUGCCCCCAGCCCCACCCUGGGCUGCGCUGUGAAAAUGGCUGAGGCGGAGGGUGAGGAUACGGCAGCGAGGCCGAGAGCCAGGUCCAGGCCGGGCGAGAGCAGCGUUCGGCCGGUGGAUCUGGCGGUGGGCCCGGGUCUUCGGGCCCCAGCCCCGCCGCUGUAUAACUGGCAGGCGGCGCAGCGCUCGGUGCGGGAGCGUUUCUCCUUCAUGUUUAACAACGAGCUGCUGAGCGACGUCCAUUUCGCGGUGGGGAAGGGCCCUGGUGCCCGCCGCCUUCCCGCUCACCGCUUCGUCCUCGCCGUCGGCAGCGCCGUCUUUGACGCCAUGUUUAACGGCGGCAUGGCCACCAGCUCGGCCGAGAUCGAGCUGCCCGACGUCGAGCCCGCCGCCUUCCUGGCGCUGCUCAGGUUUCUCUACUCUGAUGAGGUACAAAUUGGUCCUGAGACUGUGAUGACGACUCUAUACACAGCGAAGAAAUAUGCAGUACCAGCCUUGGAAGCCCAUUGUGUGGAGUUUCUCACCAAACACCUGCGAGCUGACAAUGCUUUCAUGUUACUAACUCAGGCACGCUUGUUUGACGAGCCUCAGCUGGCCAGCCUAUGCUUGGAUACAAUCGACAAAAACACUGUGGAUGCAAUCAGUGCUGAGGGCUUCACUGAUAUCGAUCUCGAUACGUUGUGUGCGGUGUUGGAAAGAGAUACUCUGAGUAUCCAGGAGAUUCGGCUCUUUGCUGGAGUGGUGCGCUGGGCUGAAGCAGAAUGUCAGAGGCAGCAGCUGCCAGUUACUCCUGGGAGCAAGCAGAAAGUGUUGGGAAAAGCCAUAACGCUGAUCCGGUUCCCACUGAUGACUAUCGAGGAAUUUGCAGCUGGACCUGCUCAGUCUGGGAUCCUCUCCGAUCAUGAGAUCGUUAAUCUAUUCUUACAUUUCACCUUGAAUCCCAAGCCACGCGUGGAGUAUGUUGACCGGCCACGCUGCUGUCUGCGGGGGAAGGAGUGCAGCAUCAGCCGCUUCCCACAGGUGGAGAGUCGCUGGGGAUACAAUGGAACCAGUGACAGGAUCAGAUUUUCAGUGACCAGAAGGGUGUUUGUUGUGGGCUUCGGGCUGUAUGGUUCUAUACAUGGCCCAACAGAUUACCAGGUUAAUAUCCAGAUCAUUGAAAAUGACAAGAACACAACACUUGGACAAAAUGAGACAGGAUUUUGCUGUGAUGGAUCAGCAAGUACAUUUAGGGUCAUGUUCAAGGAGCCUAUUGAGAUACUGCCAAAUGUUAGCUACACAGCCUGUGCAACUCUCAAGGGGCCUGAUUCUCAUUAUGGCACCAAGGGAUUGCGAAAGGUAAUUCAUGAGUCCCCAACGACUGGGAUCAGCACUUGCUUUGUUUUCUUCAAUGUACCGGGAAAUAAUAAUGGAACAUCUGUGGAAGAUGGGCAGAUUCCAGAAAUCAUUUUCUACACGUAGCCUGGUUCCUGGCUUGGACUGCAGCAGAGUUCAUCUCAAACUGCCAACAAAACAGCUGUUUAAGGCCGUGCUUGGCGCUUUCUCUUUCACUGCUAUUUUUCCUCCCUUAGGACAUGACGCCUGCUGCAGGCAAAGAGCAGUGGGUUAAAGCCAUCAAUAAUUGGAUGUGAGUUAAGAAUUUCAUGCAGAGAGAAGAGAACACCUCUGUUUGGUUUAGCAGAGAAGGGUUGCAAUGGGCUGUGAAACACCAGCUCCAAACUACACAAUAUAACUACUACAACUAUUACAGUUAACUAGUAAAGUCACCACCAAGACAUAGUUAGGAGAACGCUUGAAUGGAUGCCACUUUGUGUUUUUGUGUUGGGUUACACGACAUCUGUUUCAUUGUGGAAUUCACACUGUUGGGUUCAUCAAUAUAUUUAAUUGUAAUUAAAACCUUUUUUUGAAUUUUAAUUAUGUUCACAGUAGUGGCCAUUGGGAGCUGAUCACUUAACAAUUUUGAAACGACUUUUUGGGGUGCUGUAGAAUGGCUAAGGUGUUUUGUGCUCACAUACUGUGGACCGCAUUGUACUCUGUGCUGAACCCCAGACCAAACUGGAAGUCACUGCUUGAAGAAUCUCAAUGUAUCUUCCACCACGUCAGUCCACUGCUAUAGAUCUUCCUGGGAUGAGCACUUUAAACACAAAGCAUACAAGACCACAGCUGAGUGCUGGAAAGUCAGAUUAGAAUCGAAGCUUGAUGACUGGCACAGACAGGAUGGGACAAAGUGCCUUUUUCCCCUGCUGUAAAGACUCAAAUAACCCGUGCAAGUACACUCUGUAACAGAAGUACCUCACCCAUCCUUUAUUACCUCCCAUCUGGGACGGGUUGUGUGUUGGAAGUUAUUGACACUAAGCCCUGAUGCUCAUUGUUACUACACUGGCAGUGUAGUAAGAAUGAGGAGCCCAUUCAGUUACAGCAGCUGGACUGAAAGUUAAACUUAACAGUUAACGCCUGGGAAAUUGAAGGGUCAUUCGAGUUAUCCUCCUGUUUUAAUUGUGUCAACUCUCAAAUGCAGUUUAUGCAUAUGAGACUGAUCUGUUCCAUCCAUUUCUUCCUCUUUAAUACAAUUUUCUAGCAAAAUGUUUUUUUUCUGACAAUUUAUUGAAACAAUAUUUUUAGAAAUACUGACAACUCUUAGGGUUUUAAACAUUUUGAAUGUUUAAAAUGUUAGGAAUUGAUGCAGUGGUUAGGGAAACUUGAUGUCUGUUGAGGGAGUGCAGAACAAGGGUGUAUAAUCUUUAAAAUUAGGUCUAGGCCUUUGCGUGAUGCAUGAAGCAACAUCCUUCACCCAGGGAUACAGUAAUUUGGAUUUCUCUCAUGCAAAAAAAGUCAUUGAGGCUAUGGAUCAUUGUGAACUUCAAAACUGAGAUCGUUUGAUUUCAUUUGGUUAGGGAUUGAGAGAUACUGAACAAAGGCAAGGGUAGUGAUUGUAACAAGGUCAGCCAAGAGGACCCCCUAGAAUGAGUUGCCUGAUUGGACCAGAUUAACAGGCCCAAUCAGGGAGCCCUGGCUGUCAGAAGAACAUGAAUGCCAGACAUCCUGUUCUCUCAGGGGGAGCUGGAUCAGUUUCAAGGAAUUUAUAUGUGUAAAUAAAGGGUGACUUGGUGACAGGA
Molecule: messenger RNA, 3173 nt
Organism: Chiloscyllium plagiosum (whitespotted bambooshark)
Lineage: Eukaryota; Metazoa; Chordata; Chondrichthyes; Orectolobiformes; Hemiscylliidae
Product: BTB/POZ domain-containing protein 1-like
Biological process (GO): neurogenesis
Cellular component (GO): cytosol; P-body
Molecular function (GO): protein binding
Source: RefSeq, a predicted model, not a curated record